AUGGCGCAUCGAAUCAUCGCCCAGAUCGUCCUGACCGGCGGGCGUGUCUUUGGCAGGGCAUUUGCAGAGGCAUACAAGCAGGCGCAGGCAUCAACGCAGUAUGCGAGGGCUGCUGCGAAAAGUGACCCGGGCGCCGUCAACACCGCUGCCGCCUCCGGCAUGACCCUCGACGAAGCCUGCAAAAUCCUCAACGUCAAGCCUCCCCAAGGUGGCGCCACCAAUAUGGAACAGGUCAUGGAGCGGUUUAAGAAGCUGUAUGAUCUGAACGAGCCAAAGAAAGGCGGUGGUGGAUCCUUCUACCUCCAGAGCAAGAUUCUUCGUGCAAGAGAACGGAUAGAGAUGGAAGCUCGCGCCGCCGAGCGCAAGGCCCAAAUGGAAAAAGAAAUCAAAGAAGGUUGGAGACCCAAGAUAUACAAAACUUGA
Molecule: messenger RNA, 423 nt
Organism: Cladophialophora psammophila CBS 110553
Lineage: Eukaryota; Fungi; Ascomycota; Eurotiomycetes; Chaetothyriales; Herpotrichiellaceae
Exons: 2
Coding region: 1-423 (140 amino acids)
Biological process (GO): protein import into mitochondrial matrix
Cellular component (GO): TIM23 mitochondrial import inner membrane translocase complex
Source: RefSeq, a predicted model, not a curated record